CUUAUUAGACUAAACCAAGCUCGCGCAGCCAUGGUCCACCGCCCAACCAACAAAAACCCUUACAAACCAAACCAAACAGAAAAAAAGGCUACUGCUGCUGCUGCUGCCCACCUAGCCAUGCGCCACACUGUACGCCCACGCCCCCCUAGCCUUCCCGGCAACGUCGACGACGCGGCCCCGAGCUACUGUCCUGCUGCUGCUGAGGGGGUGUCCCGCAGCGUACCCCUUUUCCGCUCUCUCGCCUUGCCUGCCGGCUGGGUUUCCCUCUCGGCCUAA
This is a messenger RNA of Gaeumannomyces tritici R3-111a-1, 276 nucleotides long. RefSeq lists its product as hypothetical. NCBI's taxonomy places the organism in Eukaryota, Fungi, Ascomycota, Sordariomycetes, Magnaporthales, Magnaporthaceae. The transcript is spliced from 3 exons. The record is from RefSeq and is a predicted model, not a curated record. The coding region runs from base 31 to 276 and encodes 81 amino acids.